This is a messenger RNA of Nasonia vitripennis (jewel wasp), 1096 nucleotides long. RefSeq names its product glutathione S-transferase S8 (gene GstS8). The transcript is spliced from 5 exons. The record is from RefSeq and is a predicted model, not a curated record. Gene Ontology annotation, molecular function: glutathione transferase activity. The coding region runs from base 297 to 905 and encodes 202 amino acids. Gene Ontology annotation, biological process: glutathione metabolic process. NCBI's taxonomy places the organism in Eukaryota, Metazoa, Arthropoda, Insecta, Hymenoptera, Pteromalidae.
AACCGCCGGCACCGCCUUCAUUUUUUUUUGCACUACAUCGCUGCGUGCCGACAACGAGGACACAUCUCAACGCGAAUCUCUCCGGUCGAGUCAAUCUCUCUGAUAGACGCUGUCUUCCAUUUUGCUUCGUUAAAAUCAUCAAAGACGCCGUGAGUCGGCAAAACAUCAUGGCUACAUUGUCUUUGACUCUCUAAACUUGGUGACACAUGAUAAUGAAGCAAUAAGUUUCAACUUCUAUUACGGAACCAUAUUGCGAACAUUCAAAUGAGCCGCGUCUUUGAUGCAAAAUUCAAAAGAUGCCUUCCUACAAAGUCACCUACUUCAACAUCAAGGGUCUCGGCGAGCCCAUCAGGUUCAUCUUGAGCCAGGCCGGCGUCGAUUUCGUCGACGAUCGCGUGGAGAGUGCCGACUGGCCGAAAAUCAAGCCCACUACUCCCUUCGGUCAGAUGCCCGUUUUGGAAGUGGACGGCAAGAAGAUAAACCAGACCAAUGCAAUCUGUCGCUACUUGGCUAAGCAGUACGGUCUUGCCGGCGCCAACGACUGGGAAAAUCUUGAGAUCGACGCCACGGUCGAUACCAUUCACGAUCUUCGUGCCAAGAUCGGAGCCUACUACUACGAGACCAAUGCCGAGGCUAAGGCCGAGAAGGAAAAGGCCGCGAAGGAACUGGUUCCGUUCUACGUUGAGCGUUUGGAUGAGCAGGUGAAGAAGAACGGUGGCUAUUUCGUUGGUGGCAAGCUCACCUGGGCCGAUCUUCUAUUUGUUGCCGUCCUCGGCUACAUGAACGGCAUCGCCAAGGAGGACAUCAUUGCCAAGGUCGAGAACCUCAAGGCACUUCGCGAGAAGGUCCUCAACCUGCCGAACAUCAAGGCUUGGGUCGCGAAACGCCCGGAGACAGAAUGUUAAUUUUCAUAAAAAGAAGCUUUGAUUGUUGAUGUUGCAUGUGCAAAUCAGAGUAUUAUAUUUUUCAAAGCCAUAUUUUAAUGGUAGAACCGCGUUCUAACCACACAUUGCAUAAAAUAUUUACGAAGCAUUAUGCAUCUCAUCCAAUGUUCAUUGUAUUUUUAUAAAUAAAUACUGACAUGUUCAUUUUUUAA